UAUCAUUAACAGCAUCAGGGGUUAAACAAGGUAAAUAAAGAUCAGUCCCAGCUCUUUCCAGACCGUUUCACUUUAUGUGUAUAAUAAGGCGCAAGAAUAAGUCAAUUACAUAAUUAAUGUACAUAUUAUUUUCAAUGGGAUUAAAAAAUAACACAACGUCCAGUUCUUUCAAAGUGAUCUAGCCCGAGUUGGCCUCUUUCUUCAUAUGACUUUGCAAAUCAGUCCAAAAUGUUUUUACAACAGGACAUAACCGAAAUAAAAGCUGUAAGGUUUCGGCGGGAAACUGUCACGGCAGCCGUGCGCGCGCGCGUACCUGGAGCCUCUUCCCCCGAGCUCGCGCCAGGUAAAGCGCCGUCAGACUGGAGGAGGGUCGCGCCGUCUCCCGACAGACAAUUUAAAAGAAAAACCCACUGACGACUCAAACAAGAGGAAAGCCGGUGGGCCCGUCUGGUUCCUGGGACUCUCCCCCGGGCUGUGUCUGUGUGACAGGGCCGGGGCUGCCCGUCUACAUACCGCAGAAACUCGCCGAAAUCACGGGCGGGUGAGUCCCUCGUGAGUCACACAGCCUCACUUCACUGGAGAAAGAGCAGAAGCAUGAAGAGAGGAGGAAGACAGCAGCCAGGCGGAGUGAAUGACAUGGAUCUGUCCAGGGAGCCGCAGGAGACUCGCACCCUGAGCUUAAAGCAACUGCAUGGGUCUCUGCCCACAGCAGCCCACCUGGUGGUCCAGCAGUGCCCACUGCACGGCCAGCUCUUGCAGAGCUACUGCCUCACCGACAGGGCCUGCGUCUGCCAGACUUGCGCUGCCGGCGUCCUACACUGCCACCAUGAGGUCGUGAGCGUCCAGGAAGCACAGACACGCCUGGGGCUGCUGCUCUCGGUACGGCGGAGUGACCUUGACCUUGACCACCGGGCAGGACUCUGCAGGGCGCGGGCGGAGAGGGCGAGGGAGAGCAAGGAGGCCGUGAGGGCUGCCAACCGCCAGCUAAGAGAGAGCGCUACCACCCAGCUGGAUGCAGCCAUCACAGCUCUGGGGCAGUACAAGGUUGAAGUGCUGGCCGCCAUCGAGGAGGAGCACCGGAGGAUGGAGGAUAAUGUCCAGGAGAACCUGCAGACGCUAGCGAACCAGGAGGAAGUGGUCCAGACAGCCCAGCACUCGGUCGAGCAGGCGCUGGCCCAGACUGACCCCUUCCUCUUCGCCUGGGGGUUCUCCGCUGUGGAACGUGCGCUGAAGGAGGCAGAGGGGCUGAACCUCGGUCCCGCUGUAGAGCAGCCGCCCCAGAUGGACAGGGCUCGUCUGCGGAAGCGGCUGGACAGGAGGGGCGCCCGCAUGCAGGAGCAGUGGACUCAGCUUCAGAGCUCCCUCAUUUCUCUGGUGGAUCCCCAAUCUACCUGCAGGGCAGUGGUGGCAGCUGCGCCCCCAACACCCCCAACACCCCUCACUCCCCCCGCAACCCAGCACCUUGUUACUGAGCUAACCCUGCGUCAGACAAUACCCCCUGGAGUAUUUACCAUCUCAUGCGAUUUGAAAAGUGCGUCCCUUAACGUGAAGAUCCACCGGGCCCAGACAGUCAACCGCCCCACGGUUCUGGCUGAGAAGUUCUUUCCCGGGUCCGGUGGGAUGCUGUGCUGGCAGGUGAAACUCCAUGACGACUGUGACUGGACGGUCGGGGUGUUCUGCGCCUACAUCACAAACGGAUACGGGCUGCGGUACUCAAACUCACAGUACAAAUGUGUGAGUCCAGCUGGGAUUCAGCUCCUGAAGAAGGUCAGUUACAGGCCAGCUGAGGAGGUCUUGGAAGUGCGUCUGGACCAGAAAUCAGGCCGACUUUCUUUCUACACUGUGAGAUGGAAGUUCGGCCCUCAAAUCCUCGCAGAGCUAACGAUAUCAGACACACACAAGCGGUUGCCUGUGAUUCCUUACUUCACCCUGGAGAAGAGCGAUGCCGAUAUUCUGAGUCCCUUCUGUGAACUGCAGUGGUGACCCCUUCAGCAGCCUGAAACACAGGGACCAGCUCUUACUCGCUCCAGGUGCUGCCCAGUGUGAAAGAGCAGGUCUGCCACUUCUUGUCUUCGCCUUCUGUAUAUUCAGUCUUCGGUUUUUGUAAUCUGAACCCCCUGCCAGUCAUUUGUGUAUGGUUGUAAUGUUAGAUUGACAGCAUUAACUCAAUGGUGCUUUUUGUACUUUAACCCUAUGAAUAUCAUGUAACAGGAAGUAUUGUUAGUAAUGAGCUUUAAUCAUAUCAAUCUGCUGCCAUCGACUUGGCUCCUGCCUGAGAAAGCUUUGCCUAUGAGUGAAAGUGUCUUUAUUAUUCAAUCAUAUGGUGUUACGUAACUGUAUUUUAUAUCAUACUCUCAACCUCACGUUAUUGAUGAAUGUUGUCGUUUACUAGCCUAGCCUGACAUUUAUAGUAGUGACGUAGUUAAUAUAUUUUAUUAUGUGUAGCCAAAUAUUUUCAAUAAAGUAUAAGAGAUACAAACUGUCUAUGAAUAUUAGUAACUGAGUUUGAUGUUGUAUCUCUGAAUUUCAAACUUACAUGCCUCUUUAUUGGCCAUAUACAAUUUUUUGCAUUAGGAUUUUGUCUUUUUCACAUGCUCAUGGAUAAGGCACUGCCCUCCUAAGCCUGGGAUUGUGGGUUCGAGUCCCAUCUGUGGCGUCUUGUUUUAAGAGCUCUGUGAUGAGUGAACAACUCCUCCGUUUUCCUUUAAGAGCUGUUCCGUGCCUCUAUAGCAAUCUGCAGUUCACGCAAGAUCAGAAAAAAUAAAAAAUAUUUUUUUAGAGUUCACCGAUCAGAUGUCUUAUAAAAACCAGUCUAAGGUGCUGUGUCCAGCUUAAAGUUUCCCCUAGAGGCGUGAGCUUGAAUCCGACUCCUGCGAAGGAGCUUUUGUCAUGCUGUCUUGUAGGACUGCAAAUGAAAAAAAUCACUAACGUGGGAAAUGUUUUCACAACAUCUCGCAUUUCGCGUGUCAAACGUUCAUGACCUGCUGCAUUCUUUUAAAAUCUCAAAAAUAAAACUGGAAUAACCGAGUCCGUAGAUGUUAGUGCGUGAGAAGGAGCAGUACCGGUACCACGGCUGGAAACAGGUUUUACAGGCAUUUCUGAAAAUUAUCAAAAUCAAAGCCGAAGCCUGAAAUAAUCAAGAGAGAACGCUGUGUCCGUUACAAAUCGGUUUGAAUCCCACUCCUGAAACAGAGCUUUUCUCAGGUUGUCUCGUAAGACUACAAAUGAACGAAUCACCAAAGUACGUGGCAAAUUUUUUUUUACAAUAUGCUUGGAUUUGGAUCUGCCUGUGUGCCUCACCAAUACUUUUUCUCUUUGUUGCUGCUCCGAGUCCGUCUUUGAAAUCCCACCUCGCACAAGUCCUUCUGGCUUGAGACCGUGACGUGUAUUUCUGUGUCAGUGGAUUCAAGCACAGAGGUCUUUUCAAGGAAACAAAGGGACAGUGGCGUAGGGUCGGUGAGGCUUUCUGUAGGAGUGUGGGUAUGAAGUGGGAAACUGCUCGCAGUCCUGAGUGGGUACCCUCGCAAGCUCACCAGAUAA
Molecule: messenger RNA, 3540 nt
Organism: Lepisosteus oculatus (spotted gar)
Lineage: Eukaryota; Metazoa; Chordata; Actinopteri; Semionotiformes; Lepisosteidae
Molecular function (GO): zinc ion binding
Source: RefSeq, a predicted model, not a curated record